Molecule: messenger RNA, 3307 nt
Organism: Diceros bicornis minor
Lineage: Eukaryota; Metazoa; Chordata; Mammalia; Perissodactyla; Rhinocerotidae
Gene: QRSL1
Product: glutaminyl-tRNA amidotransferase subunit QRSL1
Exons: 11
Coding region: 86-1669 (527 amino acids)
Biological process (GO): glutaminyl-tRNAGln biosynthesis via transamidation; mitochondrial translation
Cellular component (GO): glutamyl-tRNA(Gln) amidotransferase complex; mitochondrion
Molecular function (GO): glutaminyl-tRNA synthase (glutamine-hydrolyzing) activity
Source: RefSeq, a predicted model, not a curated record
CCAUGUAGUACAGGCAGCGGCUGUUGACCUUUCUUUUUCCUCCUUGUCACCUGGCCUCUGUGGUGGCAGGCUGGGCACGAGGACCAUGCUGUGCCGGACCCUCCGAGAAGUUUCUGCAGCACUGAAACAAGGCCAAAUUACUCCAACAGAGCUGUGUCAAAAAUGUCUCUCUCUUAUCAAGAAGACCAAGUUUCUAAAUGCUUACAUUACUGUAUCAGAAGAGGUGGCCCUAAAGCAAGCUGAAGAAUCAGAGAAAAGAUAUAAGCAAGGUCACUCACUUGGGGAUUUGGAUGGAAUUCCUGUUGCAGUAAAAGACAACUUUAGCACAGCUGGCAUUGAGACAACAUGUGCAUCAAAUAUGCUGAAAGGGUAUGUACCACCUUAUAAUGCUACCGUAGUUCAGAAGUUGUUGGAUCAGGGAGCUCUACUAAUGGGAAAAACAAAUUUAGAUGAAUUUGCUAUGGGAUCUGGAAGCACAGAUGGUGUAUUUGGACCAGUUAAAAACCCCUGGAGUUACUCAAAACAAUAUAGAGAAAAGAAGAAGCAGAAGUCCCACGAUGAGAAUGAGGAUUCAAAUUGGCUUAUAACUGGAGGAAGCUCGGGAGGGAGUGCGGCGGCCGUGUCAGCGUUCACAUGCUUUGCGGCUUUAGGAUCAGAUACAGGAGGAUCGACCAGAAAUCCAGCUGCCCACUGUGGGCUUGUCGGUUUAAAACCAAGCUAUGGCUUAGUUUCUCGUCAUGGUCUCAUUCCCUUGGUGAAUUCGAUGGAUGUGCCAGGAAUCUUAACCAGAUGUGUGGAUGAUGCAGCAAUUGUGUUGGGUGUACUGGCUGGGCAUGACCCCAAAGAUUCUACCACAAUACAAGAUCCUGUUAAACCAUUUAUGCUUUCCAGUUUGACAGAUGUGAGCAAACUAUGUGUAGGAAUUCCAAAGGAAUAUCUUACACCAGAAUUGUCAAGUGAAAUACGGUCUCUUUGGUCCAAAGCUGCUAACCUCUUUGAGUCUGAGGGGGCCAAAGUAAUUGAAGUGUCCCUGCCCCACACCAGCUAUUCGAUUGUCUGCUACCAUGUCUUGUGUACAUCAGAAGUGGCAUCAAACAUGGCAAGAUUUGAUGGGCUAGAAUACGGUCACAGAUGUGACAUUGAUGUGUCUACUGAAGCCAUGUAUGCUGCAACCAGACGAGAAGGGUUUAAUGAUGUGGUGAGAGGAAGAAUUCUCUCAGGAAAUUUUUUCUUAUUAAAAGAAAACUAUGAGAAUUAUUUCGUCAAAGCACAGAAAGUGAGACGACUGAUUGCUAAUGAUUUUGUGAAUGUGUUUAACUCUGGAGUGGAUGUCUUGCUAACUCCUACCACCUUGAGUGAGGCAGUACCCUACACGGAGUUCAUCAAAGAAGACAACAGGACACGAAGUGCCCAGGAUGACAUUUUUACACAGGCGGUAAAUAUGGCAGGAUUGCCAGCAGUGAGUGUCCCUACGGCCCUCUCUCACCAAGGGUUGCCAAUAGGACUGCAGUUUAUUGGACGUGCAUUUUGUGACCAGCAGCUUCUUACAGUUGCCAAAUGGUUUGAAAAACAAGUACAGUUUCCUGUAAUUCAAAUUCAAGAACUAAUGGACAAUUGUUCAUCAGUCUUUGAAAAUGAAAAGUUAGCUUCUGUUUCUCUAAAACAGUAGUGAUAAAUAUAUGACGCAAAUUAAAAUGACUUUUAAAGAUUUUAUAUUCUAGAGAAGUCAACUGAUCUUGCUAAAUUCUUAUAAUUUGGUUCAUUGUCAACACAGUUGUUCCUUGGAAUCACUUUUUAAGAUUCUUGUGAUAUAGUUAAUUUAUUAUAAAUAAUCUGUCAGCAUUCAUUAAGCAUCCACGAAGUGCAAAGUACAGGAUUUCUACUAUAACACAAGAUACAUGUUGCUGAAAAACGAUGAAUUCUGCAAAAAUAUUCAUUAAAAAGAACAGAGCUUACAGUACAAAUAAGCUUAAGGAUAAACCUCUCAACUUGUAUACAUCUUUGUAACCAAAGCACUAACAGAAACGGUAAUUGGUACCUCCAGAGGUAACCUGGACAGCCGGGCAGACAGGCAACUCAACAUGUGGUGGGGGCUGCCUCAGGGGAUGUUAAAAAUGCACAAAAACAACCAAAUGGGAAUAUUUGCCUCUGAGUUCUGAGCAAAGCAGGUGAAAGCGGAGCUCUGAGCAUAGUAGGAAGUGCCACCUGCCGGGGCCCGGAGUCAUGCAAGACCGGGGUAUGCCUCUCUGGGGAGGACCCCAGGUGCAGGCACUCCUUUUAUUUCCCUAAAAAUAAAGCUGCAGUGACAGAGAACUUUUAUUUCCUUUCCUGGUAAAGAUUAAAUUUUACUUCUGCUAUUCCAGAGCCCCAUGCCAAGAAAACAAAAUAACUCCAUGUUACACUGAGUUCAUUCUUCUAUUUACCGAUCACAAAUGUUUCUAGGACAUUGAUGUCCUAGAAACAUUUGUUGUAACCUAACAGACCGUGUUGGACUUGAAACUUAGUGGGAAGUGGAGCAUGGUUUUAGAAAGUUUUAAGAUACACAAGUAAUAUCCAGUAUGAAAAACUUGUAGCUACUUUGUUGAGGAUGCCAAAGGGAGGAGGCCCAUGGCCUUACCCGAGAUUCUGUUCCUUAGGGUUUCCUUUUCCUCUUGACUUGAUUGACACGUGCUCUCUAUUUGGGCCUCUUGAACCCAAAAAUACAUUAAUAGGAAUCUGUACUCAAAAUUUGAAAAAAUCUAAUGAAAAUCAAAUAUUUACCCACUAUAAAGUUUCGUCAUUGGAUUUCUUUGUCUUUGCCAGAAAACCAUUGUCAUCUCAUGUUGAUCAGGCGUUCUAAUUUGGUACUUAUAUGAUGUUGGUAAGUAUACGUAGGAAGCUGAAUUAUUAUUUAAUAAGUUCACUUUGUUUACUAAUAAAAAUUUUUUUUCUAAAUAUGAAGUAUGUGAGGGAAAAAUAUAAGAGGUAGAACCUUCUGCAGAACCCCUGGAAUGUUGCAUGGUAGGAAUUUAACCUGCCCGUUACUUUUCAUUAAUAGUUUUCUCUCCUCCCUGAGAUCCUCUUCUCCCAGAUACUCAAUCUGGUAAACUUUACAUGAAAGCUUUCUGUGCCAGGCCCACUAGUAUUAUAAAUUUUGACUCUGAAUCCCUGAAAAAGGAAGAAAUUCAUGAGAGAAUUGUGUUACUUUAUAACAGAAAACCAUCUUAGUUGAAGGAGCUAGUAUGACGUAAAAAGCAAGCAAAUAAAUCUUUGCCACAGUCUUUUUUUUAUGUGUAUAGAAUUUGAAAUAAAAAUUUUUCAAAGAAUA